AUGAUGCCGAGGACAACCAAGGAUGGGGAGCCGUUCUCACCGACCAAAAUUCAUCCGCUCCUGUCUCCACAAAGGCCGCGGGAUAACAUCUCCGCCGUUAACGCCGCCGGUGCAUCACCAAUAAAUCUCGCACCCCCUGCACAGUCUCCGCCGCCUCCGCAGACAAGUGUUUACUUGCCGCAAGGCUUCAAAGAUAAUGCUUCUUCGGUAGCAACGACAGAACUAGUCGGUGCGCCAACUGCAUCCGACUCGAUACCAUCCUGUGCGACACCGGACGAGUCACUUCGGAACGAACACUCGGCUAUUAUCAGCAACUCGUCGUCGAUUGAGAACCUCACAGUCCUGCCUCAGCUGCCAUCCUUUGGUGAGCACCGCAUCCGGAAGCAUCGCAAGAACGCAGCUUCGUUCGAUUCUUCCAUACCCCGCCAGACGAUCCUGAAGGCUCUGCAAUCACGACCCCCCACGGCACAAUCAAUCGAUUCCAUGGUCAUGGAGGACAAGAAGAGCGCAGCAGAGGGCAAGACCCGGCGGUCAAAAAGCAUCACCCACAAAGCGCUUGCCGAUGCGCUUUCUGAGCUUAACCUAGAGUCGGGCGACCUUGCUGUCAGCAAGAUGGCUGCUCUCGCAUCGCCAUGCUACUUCCACAAGAAGUUUGACAAAGCCGUAAACCUCGAUAAAGUAUUAGAGGAAAUAGCCGACGACGACUCGAUAUCGCAUUCGAGACUCAUGCAGACUGCGUUCAGCGUGCGCGAGGUCUCCAAACAACUCCAGCGCCGACCAAUCAAGAUGACUGUGCGAAACGUCAUGAUCGUGACCAAAGCACGCGAUAACGCCUUGGUACAUCUGACUCGGGAGCUGGCGGAGUGGCUACUCACAACACCACGAUACGGGUCAGAUGUCGGCGUAAACGUCUAUGUGGAUUACAAGCUUCAGAGAUCGAAAAGAUUCGAUGCGCCCUCUCUGUUAGCCAAAGAUAAGCGUUUCGAGCAGUCCUUGCGCUAUUGGACCCCAGAUCUGUGCUGGGAGACGCCCGAGAAAUUUGACCUCGUCCUGACGCUCGGUGGUGAUGGCACAGUGCUGUUCACGUCAUGGUUGUUCCAGCGUAUUGUUCCGCCGAUCUUAUCUUUUUCGCUCGGCAGCCUCGGAUUCCUCACCAACUUCCAAUUUGAGCAGUAUAAAGGGGCACUAAACAAGAUCAUGGGCGAUGCUGGUAUGCGUGUGAAUCUGCGCAUGCGCUUCACGUGCACGGUUUACAGGUACCAAAAGAACGCAGCCCUUGGCUCACCUCAGCACAUUGAGGCCGAGCAGUUCGAAGUCCUCAACGAGCUUGUCAUUGAUCGCGGCCCAUCACCCUACGUGUCCAAUCUCGAGCUGUACGGCGAUGGCAACCUCCUCACAGUCGUACAGGCAGAUGGCUGCAUAUUCUCCACACCCACUGGUUCGACAGCGUACUCGCUUUCUGCCGGCGGCUCCCUUGUGCACCCCGAUAUUCCUGCGAUCCUCCUCACACCCAUCUGCCCGCACACUCUUUCCUUCCGCCCCAUGCUGCUUAACGACAGCAUGGCUCUUCGGAUUGCGGUACCCCUCAAGUCACGUGCAACUGCCUAUUGUGCUUUCGAUGGCAAGGGUCGCGUUGAGCUCCGCCAGGGCGACCACGUCACUAUCGCGGCGUCGCAGUACCCCUUCCCCACCGUCCUAUCGCAGCCCACUGAGUGGUUUGACAGCAUCAGCCGCACACUGCGCUGGAACAACCGCGGUGCUCAACAGAAGGCUUGGGACGGCGAUGAGGAUGAAGAAGAGGGGGAUGAGACUGAGGCUGCGUUCGACAUCGACAUCGAUAGUGAUGAUCUUGAUCGCGAUUCCGGCUACAGUGCAUCCUCGGCGGACGGCCGUGGGAGUCCGAUGAGGAAGGGCGUCAUACUGCCUUUCUUGUAA
Molecule: messenger RNA, 1935 nt
Organism: Boeremia exigua
Lineage: Eukaryota; Fungi; Ascomycota; Dothideomycetes; Pleosporales; Didymellaceae
Product: ATP-NAD kinase-like domain-containing protein
Exons: 1
Coding region: 1-1935 (644 amino acids)
Biological process (GO): NADP+ biosynthetic process; NAD+ metabolic process
Molecular function (GO): NAD+ kinase activity
Source: RefSeq, a predicted model, not a curated record